This is a messenger RNA of Musa acuminata subsp. malaccensis (wild Malaysian banana), 821 nucleotides long. RefSeq lists its product as uncharacterized. The record is from RefSeq and is a predicted model, not a curated record. Lineage: Eukaryota; Viridiplantae; Streptophyta; Magnoliopsida; Zingiberales; Musaceae.
UCUCUCUCUCUCUCUCGCUCUCGCUCUUGGAACCGUUCGAAUCCAGAGGUGCGGCAAGAUGAGAGACGAGGGGCCGACCCGGUUCCGCGGCGUAUAGCUAGCAACGUUCAUCCCGCGGAACGGAUCCGGCCUUUUAUAGAAGCCUGAGAGCCCGUAACCCGUCACCGGAUUCCCCUCGGUGAGGCCACGUGACCCCGACGCCGUUUCCACGGUUCCGUUCCACGGAUUCCAGAACCUUCCAAGAUUGAUCGAAAGAAAGAGGAUAUCACCGUCGCGAUCGCCAACGAUGAGCGCGAGCCUUCGUGAGAUUUGAUCGGAUGCAGCGGAACAAGACGCCUCCGCCCGCGCCGCAGCCACCGUCUCCGGGAGCCGGAGUCUCGGCGGCCCAAGUCCGGAGGCAGCCACUGAUCCUAAAGCAGCCGACGCGGCCCGGGCCGCGAUGCGCGGAGCUGGCCGGGGUCACAGCGGCGGACUGCGCCGCAGUGUGCUGCUGCGGCCCCUGCAUGGUGGUGAACCUCGUGGUGCUGACCGCGGUGAAGCUGCCGGCGCGGGUCUGCCGCCGGGUGUUGCAUGCCCGGGACAAGCGGAAGGAGAGGGCCAGGAAGCGGAAGGAGGCCCGGCUGCUGGGGCCCAGGUCCGAUGCCGGAGGCGACAGGCUUUCCACUGUGACGACGGAAGACUUGAACGGCGACGUGGAGGGGCCGUCACCAGCAGAGGUGGCAGAGGUGGAGAAGGAGAUAUUGGCCCGAUUCCAGCGCACCGGCUUCUGGCGGAGCCCGUCCCGGAGCGAGUCCCAACGCCGACUGGAACGGUACCCUUAA